UCCAGGACUGCAGGAGCCGGCCAAGUCUGGAAGAGCAUUAGGUGCUGUUGGAUCGCCUGCCUCCCACCCAAUCCCAGUGGGGAGUCUCAGGGACUCUGGGCUGUGAGGAGUAGGGAAGGGAACACUCUCUAGGAAGGGUCAGCAUGGCCUGCAGGAAGAGCUGCUCCGAGCAUCCGACCAAGUGGGUCCUUGCCGGCAGUGCCAGUGUGGCUCUGCUGUUCACCAUUGGGAUGGUCCUGGGCUUCACCCUGCAGCGGGGCACUCGGUCAGGCUGUGAGCAGGACGUCUGCCGGCCCGACGCAGACAUGCUGGAGUACCUGCUGAGCCUGGGGCAGAUCAGUCACCUGGAUGGCCUGUCAGUCACCUGGUACCACGCAGCCAACAGCCAGAAAGAGAUGAAGGCUGCCCUGAGCAGCAACGCCAUGGUCUUAGAGGCAGAUGUUACUGUCCAUGGGCUCAAUACCGCAAAUGAGACAGGGGUCCCCAUCAUGGCCCAUCCCCCUGCCAUCUACAGUGACAACACCCUGCAGCAGUGGCUGGAGACGGUGCUAGCCUCUUCCCUGAAGGGUAUGUGCACCCUGGACCCCUCCUCAGCACCCCAGCUCUCUGGUCCUGGGGAGGGGUCCUCACAAGUUGCUCACCGCCCUGACUUCCCAGGCUCAGUGAAGACCAGAAAGACCAGUGUCUCCCUUCUCUGCAGGUUCCUGGCACUGGUCCAGGAGAAGUAUCCUCAAGCCACCUUGUCUCCAGGCUGGACCACCCUCUAUACGCCCCUGUUCCCAAACAGCACCUACACCCAAGCCAUGGUGGAGAAGAUGCAGGAGCUGGUGGGAGCGCUGCCACAGAGGGUCACCUUCCCUGUGCGGGCUGUCAUGGUGCGGGCUGCCUGGCCCCACUUCAGCUGGCUGCUGGGCCAGUCAGAAAGGUACAGCCUGACACUGUGGCAGGGCGCCUCCGACCCCGUGUCAGUGGAUGAUCUCCUCUACAUCCGGGACAACACCGCCGCCCACCAAGUCUACUACGACCUCUUUGAGCCUGUCCUGUCGCAGUUCAAGCAGCAGGCCUUAAAUACCACAAGGAAGCGAAUGUACUACACCGGCAGCAGCCUGAUCCCUGUUCUCCAGCCACCUGCGGGUGAUGGUCUGAGCGUGGAGUGGCUGCUUCCAGAAGUGCAAGGCAAUGGCAGAACAGCAAUGAUCACGCUCCCUGACAGAGAAGGAGUGAUCCUGCUGGACGUUGGUCUCCAGGGAACUGCAGCCGGGGACCCUGUGCCCAUCGUCCGUGCCCCAGGCAGCGCUGCCCUGACACUGGAGUCAUGCCUGCUGCAGCUGGCCACGCGCCCUGGGCGCUGGGGCCUCCACGUGCACAUAGCAGAGCCCGCAGCCCUCCGUCCGUCCCUGGCCAUCCUGGCACACCACUCAGCCCUUGGCCACCUGCCUCGGCCUGUGUGGGUCGGGGCCACAAUCUCAUAUGGAAGUUUUGUGGUCCCUGGCCACACAGCUGGCAAAGAGUUCCUGAAGGCUGUGGCUGAGGUAUUCCCCCAUGUGACUGUGGCACCCAGCUGGCCCGAGGAGGUGCUAGGCAGUGGAUAUGGGGAGCAGCUGCUCACGGAUAUGCUGGAGCUCUGCCAGGGACUCAGGCAACCUGUGUCCUUCCAGCUGCAAGCCAGGCCACUGGACCAGAGCAUGGUGGGAGCCAUGGCCAGGCUGCUGGCAGCCUCCCCCCGGGCCACCGUCACAGUGCAGCACAGCCCCACUGGGAGCAGCUGUUCAGCUGUGUGGGCAGGGCUGCUGGCAGCCAGCGGGGUGGACAGGACCAGAGUCUACUGCAGGCCCCCCCAGGGGUACCACAAGGACUUGUGGGCAGAUGUUGGCAGAAACUGACCGCCCAGUGGUCCCGGGCCAGCCAACUCCUAGGUCCAGGCUUCCCUGCAGGAGGCAGGAGGAAUAAAUGCUUCUGCCUUCCU
This is a messenger RNA of Ictidomys tridecemlineatus (thirteen-lined ground squirrel), 1966 nucleotides long. Lineage: Eukaryota; Metazoa; Chordata; Mammalia; Rodentia; Sciuridae. The record is from RefSeq and is a predicted model, not a curated record.